Molecule: messenger RNA, 11070 nt
Organism: Closterium sp. NIES-65
Lineage: Eukaryota; Viridiplantae; Streptophyta; Zygnematophyceae; Desmidiales; Closteriaceae
Source: the annotation of a GenBank genome assembly
AUGGCGAGGCCGCGUCCGUCGCUCCAAAGGCGCGCUGCGGCAUCUGCGGCAGCAGCAAGCAAGCUCAGGGCGGUGCGCCGCACCGUCCCCCUGAAAGCCUCCGCGGCGAGUCGCUCCGGUCUGCGGAAAGCCGCGACGGCGUUAGCAGCGCGCAGCGCGGGAAGGACGAGGGCGGGGGCGGGGAAGACUCCCGCCAAGACACCCAGGACUCCCGCGAAGAAGGUUCCGACCAAAGCUACCCCAGGCAAGUCGACUCCUGGCAGGUCGACCCCGGGAAAAGAGACCCCGGCCAAGACGACCCCGGCCAAGGCGACCCCCACCAGAAGGUCCGCGGAUCGCCGGCAGGCCGCUCAGACCAAUGGCGCGCGCACAUCGAGCUCUGCUGUCGCAUCCGCAGGGAAGGCUCGGGCGACGCGCAAAGCCGCCACGCCUGCGGCGGCGAAGACGGCGCCAAAAUCGGAGCCUCGCAAGCGAGCGAGGCGCGAUGCCCUGGCGGAGGAAACCGAGGAGGAGGUGGAGGAGGUGGCGGAAGUGGCGGAAGAGGCGGAAGAGGCGGAAGUGGCGGAGGUCGCGGAAGUGGCAGAAGUGGCGGAAGUGGUCACAGCGGUGGGCGAAAGUGGUGGGCGGCGGAGGAGCCUGCGCGCGCACAAGUCUCCCGCCUUCUACCAAGUGGCGGAGUGGCGCUCGCCCGCCGCGCGCAGAGCUGGUAGAUCCGGGGACUCGUCGGACGAGGAGGAGGACGACGACAAGGAGGGGGAGGAGGACGAGGAAGUUGAGGAAGGGGAAGACGCGGAGGAGGAAGCGGAGGGCGAGAAGCCGGGCAAGGGAAGGAAGCGAGCGCGAGGUCGAGCGGCGGGGGGUGCUGGCGCGCUGGUGAGGGUCAGGGGGGGAGUGAAGGUAAAGGCAGGGCGAGCGCUGAAAGUUGUAAAGGCAGCGAAGGCGGCAAAAGCGGAGAAGAAGUUUCUCGGGCGAGGGAAGAUGAAACUCGUGGAUGUGUCUCCGACGCAUCUCCGCGCAUUGAACGCGAUGCAUGAUCCCAUGGCGCAUGUGCGCCCUGCCUCCGUCGAUUCCUCCUGCUGCACCCGCUGCGCGAGCCGCGAGGCGUUUCGCGCGGUGCGCACGCGCAGCGCGGCGCUGCUGGCCGCCGUGCUGGCGCGCUCCGCGCGCGCGAAAGUGGCGGACCCGCACCUGGAGUGGUCCGCGGAGUGCCACGUGGACCCGCUGCGCGCGGCGCUGCUGGCGGGGGAGGUGCGGCUGGCGCGCAUGCUUCUUCUGGACCGCGACAGGCAGGAGGCGAACGGGCUGCUGGGGCAAUCGGGCGGGGGAGGCGCGGGGGAAGAGGGGGAGGACGCGGUAGUGAGUGAUGAUGAGGAUGAGGAGGAAAGGGAGGAGGGGGGGGAGGAGGGUGAGGGGACGGAGGAGGCUGGGGAAGAGGGAGGUGGCACGGAGAUGGAGGAGGAGGAGGAAGCAGAAGAAGAGGAGGAGGAAGAGGCACAGGUGGGCACGAGGCGCAAGAAGCACGGCAGGGGGAGGAAGGGGAAAGGGAAGGAGGACGGCAAGGGAGAAGCGAAGGCGAAGGCUGGCGAGAAGCGCAAGGCAGCGAAGGACACGCCAAGCGCAGCAGAGAAGGCAGAGAAACCGGAGGAGAGCCGCGUGGUAACUGCCCGGGCGCGACUCCCGUUGAGCUCCCUGGCGAGCAUCGGCACGGGCACCAAGUCGUUCUACAUGCUGGGUUCCGCCACGCGCCAGCUCGAGGCCAGCCGCGGCGGCAAGGAGGGCAACAACGCGUUUCUUAGCGACCCGCUCCCGCGCUCCGACUCCUUCCGCGACUACUUCUCAUUCGCCGCGCAGCGCUCGUCCGUCGCCGCGCUGCAGAUGAUGGCGGCUACCCCCGACCCCUCCGCGCCCGGGUAUCUCAAGCCGCGCGACCCCGCGCACCCCGUGCCGUCGCGCCUCGCGAUCUGCCUGGAGCUCGCGGGGAGCGGGCUGGUCUACGAGGCCGCGGAGGCGGGGAAUCUCCCCGCCGCGGCGCACCUGCUGAAGCUGUGCCGCGGCGCGGACGGCAGCGGGGACUCGAGCUACGGUUUCAACGCAGUGCAUGAGUUCGCCGUGGGACCCGCGGAUGGGAAGCUGGGCGCGGACGUGCGGGGGAUUUCGGUGCUGAAACACGCGGGGUGGGGCAACCAGCAGGUGACUCCUGUGCACCUGGCGGCGCUACAGCCGGACGCGCGCGUGUUGAAGCAGCUGGUGGCGCGCGCGGGGCCGCUGGCGCUGCAUGUGACGGACGGCAAGGGGCGGAAACCCAUCCACUUCGCGGCGGUGGCGGCGGGGAGCGCGGCGUGUCUCGAGUGGCUGGUGAGCCAGGGGGUGAGCGCGGACGAGAAGGACCGCCAGGGCCACACGCCUCUGCGCCGCGCGCUGGCGUUUGGGCGCCCGCACACCGCCCGCCUGCUGCUGCCCAAGCCGGCUGCUGCGGGAGGCAGCAGCGGCGGUGGCGGCGGCGCUGCUGCGGCGGACGAGGAGGAAGAAGACGGGGAGGAGGCAAGAGGGGGAAAAGCAAGGAGAGGCAAGGCUGGAGCUCCCGUGAGUAUAGCAGACCUAGUGCUCAACACUCCCCUGGACAAGCGCACGCCGCAGACUCUCCUGCAUGUGACAGCAUGGGAGUGCCUGUACAUGCCACCCACCGUGGCCGCAGACAUCAUAGAGCUUCUCAUCCGUGGGGGGGGAGACCCGCUUGUACCCUCCAAGGACAAGAAGCUCACCACGCUGCACAUUCUCUCUGCGCUGGGACUGGAGGGGGCUGUGGAGAGGGUUCUAUCGCUCGUGGCGGCGGGGAGCGAUGGGGAGGCGCGCGUGGUGAAGCUGCUGCUGGCGCCGGACAAGCUCGGGCGCAACGCCCUGGUCGUCGCGGCACGCAACUCGCAGUUUUCCGUUCUCCGCGCUCUCCUGCGCCGCGGAGUCCCCGCGGACAGCGCGGACUCGAGUAGCAACACGGCGCUGCACUACGCGUGUGCGUACGGGUGCAAGGGCGCGUUAGAACUCCUACUAGCAGCGGGUGCGGACCGUGAUCGGCUCAACAUGUGGAAGCUGUCGGGGCUGUUUCUGGCCGUGCUCAAGGGCCACAUGGGCAUCGCCACCGCCCUCCUCUCCUCCCCUGCUGCCGCUGCCUCUGCCGCUGCUGCCGCUGCCGCUGCUGCUGCUGCUGCUGCUGCUGCUGCUGCUGCUGCUGCUGCUGCUGCUGCGGCUGAUGCUGCUGACGGGCACAUGGAUACAGAGGGAGGUGAAGGGGGGGAGGGAGAGAAGGGGGGUGAGAAAGCGAGCCAAGUGGUUCCCUCCUCCUCCCCCUCCUCCGCUGCAGCUGCAGUGGCGCCGAGUGGUGCAGUGAAUGCGGUGGACAGCGAUGGCAAGUCUCUCUUACACCACGCUGUGACCCUCAAGCAGGCUGACCCCACCCUGUGCCUCUCCCAGGUCUCCUUUCUUGUCUCCCACGCCAUCUCCGCCGCCACCAAAGACGCCCGCGACGGCCAAACCGCUCUGCACCUCUUUGCAUCGCUCUGCCCCAUUUCCCGCCUCGACGCGCGCAUCACUGGAGCCAUUCUCUCUGCGCGUGGCGCAGACGUGGAUGCGGAGGAUGGCGAGGGGCGCACGGCGCUGCAGCUGGCAGCGGAGCAGCUCAACGUGCGCGUGCUGCGCGCGCUCCUCCGCAGCCCCACCUGCCGCGCCGCCCUCACCCACCGCGACCGCCACGGGGUCACGCCGCUGCUGGCGGCUCUGCGCUGCGAGGCGCCCCAGUUGGUUGAGAACAAUCUCGCUAACGGGUACCGCGGGUGGUGGGGGCGGAAGCCAGUGGAGCAGGUAGACAAAGAGGUGCAGCGCACCCUAGACGAGUAUUACCGCCGCUGGGGGGCGUUCUGUCGCCGGCAGCGGGCCGCCGUGACCCUGCUGCUGCGCGCUGCGGUGGAUCGGUCGGUGACGGAAGAAGCGGCCGCGGCAGCAGGGUUGGUGGAAGAGGGGGAGGGGGGAUUCGACUGGGGGUGGGUGAACGCGCAGACCAAGGAGGAAGGCGACUCGGCGUUGCACCUGGCGCUACGCGCAUGCGAGCCGGCAUCCCUCCUGCGACUGCUGCUCCAGCCAGACGUGCGGGCGCAUCUCGCGCUCAACCUGCGCAACAAGGCAGGCGUCACGCCUCUCGCCGCCGCUGUGACGCGCACCCUGCAGAACCCCCACAGCGCGGCGGAGCGCUACAUGAAGCAGGCGCGCAGAACAAGGGACAGCGAGUACCCCGAGCUCAAAGCCUCCAACCCCUUCCGCCGUGCCGCGCAGGGGGAAGCCGCGCCUGGGGGAGCGGCUGUGGGGGAGGGUGGUGCGGGGGAUGGUGGUGCGGGGGAGGGUGAGGGAGAAGGUGCCGGUGGCGGUGCAGGCAGUGGCAUGGAGCAGGAGCAGGAGCAGGCGCAGGUGAGGGACCCCCCUGAGGGUGCGCUUGCGGCGGUUCCAGAUGCGCCUCAGAACAAAGCGAGGCCGUCCUCUCAGGGUGCAGCGCAGAGGGAUUUCGUGGAGUGCGUGGAAGCGCUGCUGCAGGCGGGGGCCGACGUGCACGCGCACGCUGUGGCCCGCGUGCGCAGAGCUGUGAGGUACAUUGUGAGGAGCAGUGACGUGAAGGAAGCUCUGCGCGACAAGGCGCUGAGCAAGGCUGAGCAGGAGGAGGGCGUGGGGAAAGUGCAGGGGCACGUGGUGCUGCGGGUGGCGGGGGAGAGCGUGGAGGUGCAGAGAUCGCUAGUCUCGCUUCUCAUGGCUAAUGCGAGUGCCACCAGCCUGCCUGCUGCUGUGCGUGACCGCUGCAUUCGCCGGCUGCUGGCGGCGGGGGCGCCCGUGGAUGCGGGGUGCGAGGAAGACGGGUCUGCUCUGCACGUGCUGGCCGUGGUGAUGGGCGCUCGUGAACCCCUGCCGCUGCUGGAGCUGCUGGCUGCUGCUGGCGAGCAGAAGCAGAAGAGCGGGCAGCAGCCACUGCAGCAGCAAGGCGGGGAGGUGCAGCAGCGGCGGCCGUUGCUGGCAGAGCUGGCGUGCAAGGCGAACCAGGAGGGGGAUGUGGCGUUCCUGUCCAUCAUCGCGAGAGCCCUGCAGCUCAACCUCCUCCCUGCCACAGACGCGGCUGCUCGCACCGAUGGGCUCGUUGGGGGAGGGGUGGUAGAGGAGGGAAUGGGCAAGGAAGCGGAGAGAGGAGUGGGAGAGGAGGAGGCAGGAGAAGGGGAAGAGGAAGAUGAGGACGGAGGGGGAAGCGAUGGUGAAAGGAGCGGCGAUUCCUCCUCCUCUCCUUCCUCUUCUUCACCUUUCAGUGCUCCCUCCAAGUCUCCUUCCCCUUCUCCUUCCCCUUCUCCUGCUUCUUCAUCUUCCUCCCAGGACCCCUCAAAAAAGAAUCCAGCCAAGCAGUAUCAACUGACACAAGAGUCCUUCCUGCGCUUCCUCGCUCGCUUCCUGCAAGUGUGUCAGCAGGACAUCAAUGCAAGCAAGACCGCCCCGCGCCUGCGAACCUGGGGAAACGUGGACCCAGCAGUCAUCCCCAUCAUCUCAGCCAGAGCCCAGCCCAACCUUGGCUUCACCGCUCUGCACCUCACUGCUCGUGCUGGUGGAAACGCUCUGUGGCUGCUGUCGUGGCUGCUGCAGCAGGGCGGGGUGGAUCCUCUGCGCUGCACUGCAAAAGGCUCCACUGCCCUCGCGUGUUAUCUGCAGCAAGGGGGUGGUGGUGGUGGUCGGCAGGUGGAUGUGAAAGUGGUGCGCGCACUGCUGGCUGCAAACGGGCCACAGCAGCAACCGGAGCAGCAGCAGCAGCAGCAGCAGCAGCAGCAGCAGCAGCAGCAGCAGCAGCAGCAGCAGCAGCAGCAGCAGCAGCAGCAGCAGCAGCAGCAGCAGCAGCAGCAGCAGCAGCAGCAGCAGCAGCAGCAGCAGGUGCGCACAUGCGACGACAGGAAGCGCACACCACUCAUGUUUGCGGUGCAGGCGUCGGCUCUCACGGCGGGCAGGGCGGGCAUCCUCAGCGAGGCCUUUGAGGUGGAAAAGGAGCUCCUGGACGCCGGCGCUGACGUGGCAGCGCGGGACGAGGACGGGCGCAACGUGGUGCAUCUCGCGUUUGUGCGGCUGGGAGAGCGGCACGUGGCGGCAGCGGGAGGUGGGUCUCAUCGGGCUGCUGCGGCAGGGGAGGAGCCGAUUGAGCUGCUCAGCAUGCUCUGUGCCGCUGUCACUGCCGCCGUCGCUGCCGCCGACGCUGCUGCCCUUGCAACCGACUCGACAGCAGGGUUAGCAAGUGGAGGUGGCGGAGUAGGAGUGGCGGGGGUCAUUGACGCAGCGGACCGGUUCGGACGCACCCCGCUGAUGUACGCAUGUGAGGCGGGCGCUCAGAUCUGCACCAAUUUCCUCGUGCGGCGCGGGGCCACACUCGCACGCACGGACGAGGACGACAACGGGGUGUUCCAGCUGGCGCUGCUUGCGGCUCAGCUACCCGUGUGUAUCAAUCUGUUGGACCAUGCGGGGGUGGAUAUUCACCUUCCUGCCACCAACUAUCGUAAGUUUCCCGGUAAGCUGCUCAAAAGGGUUGCACGGGUGGAGCGGCAGGAGAGGAGGAUGGCUGCCGGGGUGGGUGGUGCGGGGGAAGGGGCGGACGGGUGGAGUGACGGGGAAGAGGAGGAGGUGGAUGGGCAAGAGGAGGGAAUGGCGGGGGGUGUGCGUAUGGCGGCGGAGGUGUGGGAGGAGUGGGAGGAGUGGGAGGAGUGGGAGGAGGGUGGGAGUGGGGACGGGCAGGAGAGCAAGGACGGGGGAGAGGGAGCAGGCAGGGCCGGGGAGGAAGAUGCAACCAUGGCAGAUGCCAAGACAGAGGGAGAGGCGGAGGAGGUGAAGAAGACUGGGGCAGGCUCCGAGCAGCAGCAGCUAGAAGCAGCGCGUGUGCAGAUAGCACGAGGCAAGGACGCGUGCAAGACAUCAACCUUCCGUGUGGUGCUAGACCAGGGGUGGAACGGGCUCGCGUAUCUCAUGCUCGACCGCGGCGUCGACCUCCUCACCGCCACCCACGACUGCCUCGCCAGCGGCCACUUCUCCCUGCUCCUCACCCUCCUGCGCCGCGCGCCCCCAGCCGCGCUGCAAGCGCUGCAGCCGGUGUCUGGCAGGACGGUGUUCCACCAGCUGGCACGCGUGCACCACCAGUCCUCCUUCUGCCAGAACUGGCUGCUCACCAUUCUGCAAGUCAUUGAGGCUGCACUGUCGGGACCGGGAGUGACGGGGCCAGCAGGGGAGAACCCGAUCCGUGCGCUGCUGAACACGAGGGACGUGCUUGGCCAGACCCCGCUGCACCUCGCGUGUGCGGGCGCCAUCACGCCGCUCGUCCAGUGGCUGCUGCCGCGGGGCGACCCUGCUCUUGUCAACGCAUGCGACGCCGUGGGCUCUGUUCCCCUGCACCGCGUGCUGGGCUGUGCGGUGCUGCACAGGAAGGGAGGGGGGAAUGGUGCUGCUGCUGCUGCUGCUGCUGCUGCUGGUAGUGGCGACGUGCUGCUACCAGAUGUGUACAGGCUGCUGUGCGCGGGGGCCGAUCCCAACGUGGGGCGCCAGGCCAAGCUGCCUCUUCACCUGACCGCCCUUGCCACUGACAGCGGCUCUGACGUUUCGGACAUGGCUGGCAGCAGCGGCGGCGGCGGCGGAGUGGUGCAGCAGACGGUGCGGGCGGCGCUGCGCGCGGAGGUGCUACAGGAGGCCCAGGCGCUGCGCAAGGUGUGCACUCUACCGGCCAUAAUGACGGCCGUGCGGCGGAAAGAUCACCGGCUGACGGAGCUGCUGCUGCGCUUCGGAGCCAACCCGAACCAGUGGGACGCCACUGGAGCAACCGCGCUCACGCAUGCGGUGAGGAGCAAUGACCUGCGCAUGAUUACCGUGCUCAUGGGGGGGGAUUGGACCCCCCCCGUGCUGUCUCGAGAGGAGGAGGCUGCCAACGCAGCGCUGAGCAAGAUGACGGUGCCACCUGGCAUGGAGAUCCGCCACGUAGGCGUGGAUCUGAACCUGGCGCCGGUCCCCCUUGCGCGGUCGGCAUACCACGCAGCAGUGGCUACAUUUGGCCCGUUAGAGCCGUCGUAUGAGAACACUCACCUGCUGAAGGUGCUGCACAGGCUGGUGCUGCUGCAGAGGGGUGAGCGGGCUGGGGAUGCGGCUGGUCAGGCGGCGAGACCCGUGGCGUUCCGGUGGGAAAUGAGGGAUGGUGCGGGGCACACGGUGCUGUAUGAUGCGGGGGCUCAGUCCUCAGGAGUGAUGCUGGACGCUAUCACGGAGAUGAUGGGAGGAGGCGAUGCGGCAGGGGAUACAGCAGCUGCUCCUUCAUCAGGUGCCACAGGUGCUGUGACGAUGACUCAUGGCGGCGCUGUGCUGCCAGGGAUAUUUGAAACAGAGAUAGCAGCAGGACGGGAGGAUGCGCAAAAAAAGUUAGAGGCAGCAGAGAAGUGGCUGACAGAGGGCAGUGCGGGAGUGCGUGAGGGGCGAGUGGUGGACGUGGCAGCAGAUGCGAGAGUGAUGCGGGAAGAGUGGGACGCCAAGAUGGAGGCAGCAGCGCAGGCGUGUGGCGCGGAGGUGGACGAGCAUGCAGGGGACCUCCGUGCCACAUGUGUCGUGCUGCGGGAAGAGAAGCGUACUCCAGCCGAUGACGGCAGUGGUGGCGGUGGCAGCAGCGGUGGCGGUGGAGGAGGUGGAGAUUACUCGGUGCUCAUGACGCGAACCGAUGUGGAGUACGGGCGGUAUGGAUUCCACAACUUCUACAAGAUGCAGGUACUGCACAGCACCGCACAGGACCUUUACAUCCUCUUCAACCGCUGGGGGCGUGUGGGCGACGAGGGGGAGCACCAGCAGACGCCCAUGGGGUCCCGUGAGGAGGCGGUGAAGGAGUUUGAGAAGAUCUUCAAGGCUAAGUCCGGGAACGACUGGCAGAAUCGUGGAGAGUUCCAGCCCAAGGUGGGGAAAUACACUCCCGUGCGGGCACGUCCAAAAAGCAAGAAGAAGUCAGGGAAGGGCAAUGGUAAGGGAGAAGGGGAAGGGGGGAGUGAGAGGAGGAAGAUCCCCAAGGGGCAUGUGGAUGAGGAGGUGGAGCUGGUGCUGCCUCUGGCACAGCUGAUAGACAUGCAUGGUGGUUUAAGGAGGAAAGGAGGAGGAGGAGGAGGAGGAGGAGGAGAGGGAGUGCAAGGCGAAGGUGUUGCUGCUGCUGCUGCUGCACCUGCUCUUGUUUCUCUUCCUGCUGCUGAUACUGCAGUGCCUGGCAGUACGGCUCCUGCUGUCGCCGCCCCCGCUGCUGCUACUGGCGAUAACUCCACGCAUUCUGCCGGCGCUACUCCUGCCCCCGCUGCUACCACCACCCUCGCUGAAGCAUCCGCUGUGGCAGGGCCCAGCCGCCUCCCAAAGGCCAUCCAGUCUUUCAUACGAGUCAUCUGCGACGUGUCAGCGCUGCGAGCGCAAGCCCGGCGCCUGGGCGCAGUGGACAUGUACCUGGCGUUCGGAGACGUGACAGAUGAGGCGCUGGAGCGUGGGCGUGCGGUGCUGGAGCAGAUGAGCGCGCUGGUGCCCAAGUAUGAGGCCGUGGGGAAGAAGAUUGAUGGGCUGGUUGCGGAGCAGCAGCGGUUGAUGUUUGAGGAGCACGAGGAGGAUGGGGAGGAGGGAGUGGAAGGGGGGAAGGGGGAAGAGGAGCAUGGGGCCGUGGAGGAUGGAGUUGAGGAGGGUUCUGAGGAUGGCUCGUUGGAUGGUGCAGGGAAGAAGCGAGCUAAGAGGCGCCGCGUGGAGGAGGGCGAGGAUGGCCAGGGGCAGGGAGUGGGUGGGGAGAAGGAAGGGGGGGACGUGCAGAUGCAGUUGGAGGGAGGCGAGGGAGGUGACGGGGAGGGAGGUGGGGGAGAGGGGGGCGGGAAUCAGACCACCCUCGUGGCAGCGGUCAACACGGAGGGUGGUGAUGGUGGCAGCGGCAGCAGCAGCAGCAGGAAGGUAACCCGGGAGCGUAUCGCGGAGGAGAUAAGGGCAGCACAGGCGGAGCGGCGGGGCAUCAGCGAGCAACUGGUGCAGCGCAGCAACGAGUUCUACCAGCUCGUGCCGUCCUCGCAGCACACGCGCAGCCGCAUCCAGUCCAUCCAAUCCCGCCAGGACCUGCUCUCACUGCAGGCGCUCCUCUCCAGCCUGGGGGAGCUCCAGCUCGCGCUCAAGAUGCUCAUCGGCGCGCGUCGCCAGCUGGCGGAGGCGGCGGCUGGGCGGCGCGCAGCCGUCCACCCGCUAGACUACUGCUACCUGGGGUUGGGGACGGACAUGCGGCGCCUGGACCCGCAGAGCCAGCUGUGGCGCGUGCUGGCUCGGUAUGUGUACCGGUCGGCUUCGCGGGAGGAGAUUGAGGUGUAUGAUGUGUUUGCGGUGCGCAGGCAGGGCGAGAGGGAGCGGUUUGACGCGCUCUUAGAGCCGUUCCGUGCGCACCGCCAGCUGCUGUUCCACGGGUCGUCUGUGGCUAAUUUCUGUGGGCUGCUCAGCGGCGGGCUGCGUGUGGCUCCUCCCGAGGCCGAUGUGACGGGGUAUGCUUUCGGCAAGGGUAUCUACUUUGCGGACCAGUUUAAAAAGUCCUUGGGGUACUGCGAUACCGCUGCUCAGCACCACCAUGGGCACUGGAGGAGCGGCCGUGAUUGGGAGGAGGAGGAGGAUGAGGAGGAGGACGGGGAGGAGGAUGGGGAGGGGGUGGGGAGAGGGCAAGCUAUGAAGCAGACGCGGUGCCUGCUGCUGUGUGAGGUGGCGCUGGGGCAAUCGCAGGCGGUGUCAGAGGCAACAUACAUGGAGGAGGCGUUGCCAGGGUCCCACUCCACGUUUGCCAUCGGGAGAACCACCCCCGACCUCUCCCAGUGCCUCUGGACCCCUGACGGCUGCUGCAUCCCUGCAGGGCCUAUCAUCUCCCACAGGGAGAUGCAGGCAAGCAAGGCAGUGCGGCCAGAGGAGUAUGCUCGUGUGUGCAGGUUUAUUACUGCGCCAGAAAAGGGCGGAGGGCCGUGCGUGGAGAGGAACGAGUAUGUGGUGUAUCGUGAGGCGCAG